Mesorhabditis belari is the source of this 954-nucleotide messenger RNA. The record is from the annotation of a GenBank genome assembly. Lineage: Eukaryota; Metazoa; Nematoda; Chromadorea; Rhabditida; Rhabditidae.
AUGAAUCUUCCUUUUGAAUAUUCGGCGAAAUAUUUAUUUCUACUUCUUAUCAUUAUCCUAUUAUUUCUCUCCGAGAAUUCCAGUGGUGCUUAUAAAGAAUCGAUCUUCAAAAAGGCUCAAAUACAAAAGAAUCAUCCAAAAUUCAUUCAAGAACUUUCAAAAAAGAUUCUCGGAGAAGAUAAUUGGUUGAUCCAAGAGAAACUGUUGGUUGGGCGGAUGAGUUCAAUCCAUAAUGGAAAUCAAUUGGGAAAUCGAGUAUUUGAGAUAUUGGGAUUGGCAUCAAUUGCAAAAAGAUUAGAAAGAAAACCGGCUUUUCUGCUUCAAAGUGAUCCAUUCAAUGAGCCGGUUAUUCAUCAACUUUGGGCAACUCUCAUGUAUUUCCCGAAUCUUUUGGAUGGAUUUUUCUUAGAAAGCGAGCCAAUGCAUUUAGAUAAUUACCACUAUUUGGAUGAUCUCGGUUGGGAGGAUGUUGUCUAUCGAUUGGGAUUCUCUGAGUCGACAAUUGAUCUCUCACAAUAUCUUUUGCCAAUUACUUUUCGGGAAAAAGAUAACAGAAUUUGUGUCCAUUUGCGAAGGGGUGAUUUCAAAGAGUUCUCUGCAAAAUUUUCGUUUAUUGUAAACGCAUUGGAAUUCAUCACAAAGCGAGAAAAAUUGUCAAAUUAUGGGAUUACAAUUUUCUCGGACGAUUCUGAUUACGUGAAGAAAACGGUGGAAACAGAUGAAUAUUCAAAAUUCAAAGGCAAUACAUGGUUACCAAGAGAUGGACAUCCAAUUCAUCUUGUUUGGUCGUUUAUUUCUCAUCAAUGUACUCAUAUUCUUAUUACAAAUAUUCAGUCAACUUAUGGUUUUCUUGGUGCCUAUUUAGCGGGUAGAAAUGCUUCUAUUUAUUUCAAUCCAGAGCUUCAUUGGAGACAUCCUGUCCCAACACCAAAUUGGUGGAUUCCUGUCUUUUUA